AUGUUAGCGUCCGUCCCACACAUGGAAUCGGUACGCUCUUAUUCUGGAACGCCCACUGGCUCCAUGCGACAGCCAUCUUGGGAGGACUUGGACGCUGCUCAGCAGCUGAUCUCGUCUGCGCAAGCGGGUCGCGAACACCUCACUCAGCACCAAGGUGAUGCUUCUAGUCUCAAGGCAUCACGGAGUCCUCCGCCAAAUCAGGGAUUGGUGACGGGCCAAUUGAGUCGGGAAACAUCCGCUAGUGCGCAGGACAAAACGUCGCCAAGAGCACAGAAGGAUACCUCAUUUUUAGGACACUCUUGCAGUAAUUGUGGAACGAAAUCCACUCCACUUUGGCGCCGGGCUCCCACGGGAGCGAUGAUCUGCAACGCCUGCGGUCUUUAUCUGAAAGCUCGGAAUGUCGCUCGGCCCACGAAACGAAAUCGCAUGCAACAAGGCCCCGAGGCUAACAAGCCGGCGGUGCAUAACCACCAGCACAAUCAUUCGACUCCGGUAGAGGGAGGUUGCAAGGGCUCUUGCCCCGGUGGUGGAAGUUGCAAUGGUACCGGUGGAGCAGAAGGAUGCGAUGGCUGCCCGGCCUUCAACAACCGUAUCUACAAGGCUUCGCAUCGCGGAGCCGCACCGGUUCACGGUUCAUGGGGCCGCACGUCAGCCCCUGAGGCCGAGUCUUUGCCUCUGCCUCAAGAGCCGGAAGCUCCCGCUAAAAGCAACCCUGCCGAUGGCAACUCGACGCUGGUUGCAUGCCAGAAUUGUGGAACGACUGUGACUCCUCUGUGGCGACGGGAUGAGCAUGGCCAUCCCAUUUGUAAUGCCUGUGGACUGUACUACAAGCUCCACGGCUGCUAUCGCCCCACAACGAUGAAAAAGUCGAUUAUCAAACGUCGUAAGCGCGUUGUGCCUGCUUUGCGGGACCAGUCUCCCACUGCUGCUACCCAGUCCUCAAAUGGAUCAUCUGUAUCCCCUGAGGCAUCCCCAGCUGUCCUGGCUCAUCAUGAUGAGAAUUAUCGCUACAUGAGCAGCGAGCCUAUGGAAUACCCGCGCCCUACUUCGUUUGCUCCACCUCCAGUGGACUUCACUGGCUUCCACAUCAGCUCCGCUGCCGUCCCACUUCACACUCUUCCCAAACUGAUGGAGCCAGAGCGCCUCGGUGAUUCUCCUGGGCCACAAUUUGGACGACGCUCUGCGUCUCCAAACACUCUUGGCCUACCAAAAAAGCGAACCAUCGCUGAAGCUUCGGAAGCCGACCCGAUUGCGACCUCCUUGGAUUCCGGAUCGAACCAGCUGCCACCCAUUAUUUCUUCGACUAACCCCUCUCCUCAAGGCCGCCUGAGCUCGAUCUCCUCCAUUCUGAAUCAAGCAGAUCCCCACGCCCGUUUGACUCCCCCGCAUAUCGGCCGGCCUCAGGCAUACCAGCCCCCCAUGGCCUCAGCAUCGAAUCAAGCGCAGACUCUCCCGGGCAUCUCUUCUCUCUCAGAUCCUGUCGCCGACCGCGAACGCCGUGCUAGAUUAGAACGUGAAGCUGAACAGAUGCGUGAAAUGCUACGUGCUAAGGAGCGCGAAUUGGCAGAGAUGCGCCAAUAA
Molecule: messenger RNA, 1581 nt
Organism: Penicillium maclennaniae
Lineage: Eukaryota; Fungi; Ascomycota; Eurotiomycetes; Eurotiales; Aspergillaceae
Gene: sreA
Product: siderophore transcription factor SreA
Exons: 3
Coding region: 1-1581 (526 amino acids)
Biological process (GO): positive regulation of transcription by RNA polymerase II; negative regulation of transcription by RNA polymerase II
Molecular function (GO): zinc ion binding; DNA-binding transcription factor activity, RNA polymerase II-specific; RNA polymerase II cis-regulatory region sequence-specific DNA binding
Source: RefSeq, a predicted model, not a curated record